Raphanus sativus (radish) is the source of this 608-nucleotide messenger RNA. Its product is annotated as cytochrome b-c1 complex subunit 6-1, mitochondrial. Lineage: Eukaryota; Viridiplantae; Streptophyta; Magnoliopsida; Brassicales; Brassicaceae. The transcript is spliced from 5 exons. Gene Ontology annotation, biological process: mitochondrial electron transport, ubiquinol to cytochrome c. The coding region runs from base 156 to 365 and encodes 69 amino acids. The record is from RefSeq and is a predicted model, not a curated record.
CAUAUACUUCAGAAGUGGCCCGUUUUGUAACCGAAACUUCAACCAUACAAACGAAGAAGACGAUGAGAACGGGGGAAAAUCGAAUCACAACAAUUAGGGUUCAUCGUUUGGCGAUCGAUCAGUGAAGCUUGCGAUCCUUUAUUUCCAAUUUCACCAUGGCGGAUGUAGAAGUUGUUGAUCCGAAAAAGUGCCUCGAGGAAUCUUGCAAACCAAAAUGUGUGAAGCCACUACUUGAAUAUCAGGCGUGUGUGAAGAGGAUCCAAGAUGAUGAGAGUGGCCACAAACAUUGCACUGGGCAGUAUUUUGAUUACUGGCAAUGUGUUGACAAAUGUGUCGGACCUAAGCUGUUUGCGGAACUAAAAUGAUGGGAGAGGAAGUUGGCGUAUUGAGUCUCUGUCUUGUAUUUUUUUUUUCUUUCUCGAGGGUUUAUAUAAAAUGCAGUGGAUACUGAACAUUACUGCAAACCAGAUUGCAACUGGUUCCUUCUUGGUUUUGUUUCUCUGGCAAAGCUGCGAAUCAUUUUAUCUGUUGGAAGGAAGCCUUUUUUGAGUUUGUGAUACUUCAUUAAUGCCUAAUAAAUGAAAAUAAGAAUGCGAUACAUUUCUGUA